Molecule: messenger RNA, 1362 nt
Organism: Tilletiopsis washingtonensis
Lineage: Eukaryota; Fungi; Basidiomycota; Exobasidiomycetes; Entylomatales
Product: SET domain-containing protein
Exons: 4
Biological process (GO): peptidyl-lysine monomethylation
Cellular component (GO): nucleus
Molecular function (GO): protein-lysine N-methyltransferase activity
Source: RefSeq, a predicted model, not a curated record
CUCUUCUUUGCCCUCUCCAACUUGCCCUUUUCCCCUUGCUGCUCAUCGCGCCAUGUCCUUCUCCGCGCUCCUUGGCGCCAUGCAGCGCGCCGGCGGGUCGCUGCACUCGGCGAUCGCGCGCGAGCUCGGCGACGAUGCACGCACCGGUGCCGGGCUCUUCUGCGCCUCGUCGGCGGGCAUUCGCAAAGGAGACGCGGUGCUGCAAGUGCCGCUGCGCUGUGUGCUGAGCCGCGAGCGGGCGAGCAGGGAACUGCGACGGCUGGCGGGCGGAGAGGAAGAGAGGGCAGAGGGGGAGGUGGAUGCGCUACUGCUCUACCUCGUCGUCGCAAGACUGGCAAUGCAGAGACGAGAGGAUGGCUUUCUCCCUCCCCAUCUGCACGCCUACAUCGCCCUCCUGCCGCGCACGCAUCUCCUGCCGCUCUUCUUCUGUCCCGCCGAACUCGCGCUGCUGCUCGGCACGCCGCUGCUCGCCUUUGCGCGCGCGCAGCAGGCCGAGGCGAAGCGCGAUGCCGCGAGGGCACAGACGUGGAUUGAGAGAUGCCUCGGAUGGCACAUCGAGCAGCAGCAGAUGCUGCAGUUGUGGAGCUGGGCGAAGGCCACUUAUUCUUCAAGAGCCUUCCCGCCCUCUCUGGCCGGCCUCGACGACGCUGCAGGGCCCAUUUUGAUUCCGCUCAUGGACGCGGGCAAUCAUCGCAGAGGCGCGCAGGUGACGUGGAGCUGCGUGGCUGGCAACGACGACACCAACAACAGCACCACCACGACGACGACGGCGGCGGCGGCGGGAGAAGUAGAGACAGAGGAGAAGAAGGAGAGAUUUGUGCAGUGGACCAUCGAGGAAGAGGUCUUGCCUGGACAGCAGGUGUGCAACAACUACGGAGCGAAGAGCAAUGAGGAGUUUCUAGCUUCAUACGGCUUUGUCGAUGCGACGGCCUGCGGAGUGGAUGAUGUGCUGUCGCUACGACUGGGCGGCGCCAGCAGCAGCAGCAGCAGCAGCAGCAGCAGUGGCGCAGCGCAGUCGGCCGUGGCGAGCGCUGCAGAGUCAAGGGCGCAAGCGCAGCCGCAAGCACAGCCGCAAGCGCAGCCGCAGACACAUUACUGGCGCAUCGAGUCUGCUGCGCCUGCCUCGCUGCUUUCCGAACUGCACGCCUCGCUCGGGCACGCCUCCUGCUCCUCGGCCGCGCCUGGGGGCGACGGCGCCGCCGCGCGCGGCGCACUGCAAGAGCGCGGCGAGGUCAUGGAGCUGCUCGAGGCGCUGCUCUGCGCGCGCCGCCAGAGCUUCAAGCGCGCCGAGCGGGAGAUGGACUGGGGCGCGGCCGAGGUCAGGGCGCAAGUGGCGGCGAUGGUGCGGGUGUAUCGAAAAGG